CAGGUCCACUUGUCUGUAAAAAAUUGAAACGCACGUCCAGUUGGAAAACACAGUCUAUUUUCCGAACAACAAAAGAAUGGCGCAUUUUUCUGUUGCCUCACUCACCCAAGUUGUUUGGUUGUUGGUUUUCAUCUGCUGGACGCCGAGUUCGACUGGCGCUGCCUUUUCCUUAGAGGAAGAAUUCCUACAACUGAAGGAAAAUUAUAUUCAAAUGACACAAGUCGUGAAAAGUUUGGAGGCCAAAGUUGAACAACUAAAAAGUUUGGAGUCGACAGCGAUUGAACAGCAGGCAAAAGUGACACAACUGGAGGCCAAAAUGACACAACUGGAGUCGCAAGGCGAACUAAAUAAUGAACAAAGACAAGAUUUGACAUUGAAAGUAACUCAAUUAGAGGUAAAAAAUGUCCAACUGGAAGUCAAAAUUGAAAAACUGGAGGCCAAAGUUGAACAACAAGAUUCGCUUUUGACUUCCCUUUUACGCGAGAAAAAUGAACGCACAGCAACCAACUUUAACUCGGUUGCAAUUAGCAAUAAUCAAUCGGCUGUUGUUUCCAUCAACGGACUGCCGUCUUCAUGCGGGGAUCUCAAAAUGAUUGGCCACAUUUGGAGUGGAAUUUAUUCCGUCAUGGGAUUGGCAAAAAUGGAAUCCGUUUACUGCGAUUUCACUAAACUCCCUGAAGAUGAGGGCUUUCAGAUUUGGAUCGGAUACGUCGACGUCAAAUCGGCGCCCGUCCAUUUCUACGUCCAGAGAAAUUCUUCAUUUUCCGAAACAUUAUACACUAAUACUCCGAUUCCGUUCGAUUUUGCGCGGGUGAACGAGGGAAAUGCCAUGGAUUUGACAACGGGGAAAUUCAAGGCACCGCGACCGGGAACUUAUUUUUUCUCUUUCGCGGGAGUGGCGCGUCUUGAAUCUUCAUCUUCUUAUGUUCAGUUUAAUUCUGAUCUUUUUUUGAACGGGAAACGAAUCGGGGCGAGUUUAGUCGUAGAGAAUAACGUCCCCGUCAAUCAAUAUAGUCCAAUGUCUUUGCAGUCGACGCUCAACUUGGAAAAAGGCGAUCAAGUCUAUGUGAUGAUUUAUUACGAUGGUUCAUCCUCGUAUUUGUUUGACGACAUUUACCACCGGACCCAUUUCACGGGUUUCAUGUUGGAGGAGGAAAUUGUGGCGUCCCUUUGAGAUUCAACUUCAUCGGCGACGCACGAAACAUUUUUGACACGCAAUUUUGGGGAAGGAAAUUUUAAGGGGGAAGGGGAAAUAAUUCAUUCGACUCUAAUUCAUUUAGGGGUAGAAAUUUAUGUACCAAAGUUAAACUGUGGAUGCAAUCACACUUACUGAAUACACACACCAAGUUUUAAGUU
Messenger RNA from Daphnia pulicaria, 1356 nucleotides. RefSeq lists its product as uncharacterized. The record is from RefSeq and is a predicted model, not a curated record. The transcript is spliced from 5 exons. Gene Ontology annotation, molecular function: protein binding. Bases 77 to 1174 code for a protein of 365 amino acids. Lineage: Eukaryota; Metazoa; Arthropoda; Branchiopoda; Diplostraca; Daphniidae.